Messenger RNA from Culex pipiens pallens (northern house mosquito), 849 nucleotides. RefSeq lists its product as uncharacterized. The record is from RefSeq and is a predicted model, not a curated record. The coding region runs from base 194 to 787 and encodes 197 amino acids. NCBI's taxonomy places the organism in Eukaryota, Metazoa, Arthropoda, Insecta, Diptera, Culicidae. The transcript has 2 exons.
GACACGAUAAGCCACUCGCCUCCAAAAAGUGGGCACCAAAUCGGCUUACCCCUCCGGUUCCUUUGGAACUGGAAACGUCAAAGCGAAAAACUCGAAAAAAUUGAUUGAAUUUGGCAACCCUUCUGCUUUUGACGUUUACAAAUGUCAUUUCUAAAAUCAGAUUAAAUUUUGUGAACAUCGUCGACGGCACCAGAUGACUUCUGGAAUACGGAUCAAUCCGUUCUUUUCCCCCAGCGCACCAAGAAACUUCUAUGGACGACAGGGUGUCCUCGUCGCUGAUCCACCACAAGCAGACUGGCAAGCACAAACCCCACCAGGACUGGGAAAGUCGCGAGCGAAAACCGUGUGGUGUGCGCGACAACGGUGUCUCAAUCCUACGCGGAAGCUUCGACACGUCAUUCAAUUGCCGGAAUUCACGCACCCCACGACUCCGGCUUCCUUCUUGGUCAGAAACCCGGUUCCGGAAUUUGCCAACGAAGCUCUCUCUGGCACCGCCGUAUUCGACAGCGUGCCACGGGCCGCGGUCGUCUCCGGAAGACUUGGACCACCUCCCCUUCUCAGGCCUGUCCUUCGUUGCGUUGCGGAUUGGGAAGCAGCGGAGGAUGCGCCUGUGCAGUUAUCAAGCUGGGAUGGGUUCGGUCCGGAUGCCAGCGUGGUUUGUGUUCUGUUUCAUCCACUUGCCAACGAGCAGUGCAGUGCAGACGGCCCAAUAGGUCCAUGGGUCGAUCGGGACCCGCCACUGGGCGGGCCCGGAGCGGCUGGUGGAAAGUUCAUUCCCGCAGUUUGAACGGAUGACUCAAAAUAAAAAGAUUGGUUCCGGCGGGAUGGGUCAUCGUUAUGGCCAGAAAG